GUAGUAGAAUCCACAACGAAGACUCCUUCUCAACUCGCACCAGUCCCCACAAGUUUAAAGGGGGCGAUAAAAAUAAUUCUCAUCUCACGUCCUCUCUCAAGCACAACCCUUUCUCUCCCUAGAGUCCAGCGUGAAUGAUCCUCUCUUCUUCGUAUUUUCAUCAAAAACUGAAAAAGAAUGGAAACGAGGCUUCUCCUACUCUUCCUCUCUGUCACUGUUCUUCUCAUGGAUGCCGCCAAUGCUCAGAUGCCAGGUUUUGUAAGUUUCGACUGUGGUGGUAGUGAAAAUUUCACAGAUGACCUUGGUCUUUGGUGGACUUCUGAUGAUCAAUUGAUGUAUGGAGAAAUAGCAACUAUAUCUGUUGCAAAUGAGACACGAAAGCAAUAUACCACACUGAGGCAUUUCCCUGCUGACAACAGGAAGUAUUGCUACACACUUGAUGUUAUAAGCAGGACUAGGUACCUUGUAAGAGCGACUUUCUUGUAUGGUAAUUUUGACAACAACAAGGUUUAUCCAAAGUUUGAUAUUUCCCUUGGGGCUACUCCUUGGUCUACAAUUGUCAUUUCGGAUGCUUACACAAUAGAGUCCAGUGAGUUGAUAUUCCUGGCUUCAGAUCCUAGUAUUAGUGUGUGUUUAUCCAAUGCUACAACUGGGCAGCCAUUUAUCUCUACCCUUGAGCUCCGACAAUUCAAUGGUUCAAUUUACUAUACAGAAUAUGAAGAAGAUUUCUUUCUUAGCGUGUCUGCAAGAGUAAAUUUUGGUGCAGAUAGUGAAGCUCCAGUCAGGUAUCCAGAUGACCCAUUUGAUAGAAUAUGGGAGUCUGACUCCUUGAAGAAAGCAAAUUACUUGGUUGAUGUUGCUCCUGGCACUGAGAAAGUUUCCACCCAGAUGCCAAUUGAUGUCAAUAAAGAUAGCAGACCACCGGAAAAAGUGAUGCAGACAGCUGUUGUUGGGAGAAAUGGUACAUUAAGUUACCGAUUGAAUCUAGAUGGGUUUCCAGGUUUUGGAUGGGCAUUCACCUACCUUGCAGAAAUUGAAGAUUUGGGCCCAGAAGAAACAAGGAAAUUCAGGCUAAUACUCCCAAACAUGCCUGAUCUCAGCAAACCUGCUGUUAAUAUCCAAGAAAAUGCUCAAGGAAAGUAUCGUCUGUAUGAGCCAGGAUUCCCCAAUAUAUCUCUCCCCUUUGUAUUAUCUUUCAAGUUUGGAAAAACAUCUGAUUCUUCUCAGGGGCCACUUUUGAAUGCUAUGGAGAUAAAUAAAUAUCUGAAGAAACGUGAUGGUUGUCUAGAUGGAUCUGCUAUUGCUAGUAUAGUUUUACAGUACUCAUCAGAAGAUUGGGCAAAAGAAGGUGGUGAUCCAUGCUUGCCAGUUCCAUGGUCAUGGGUAGCAUGCAACUCUGAUCCACAACCAAGGAUAGUUUCAAUUCAUUUAUCUGGAAAGAAUUUGACAGGGAAUAUUCCCACAGAUUUGACAAAGCUGAGUGGCUUAGUAGAGCUAUGGCUUGAUGGCAAUGCACUGACUGGUCCAAUACCUGAUUUUACUGGAUUGAUAAACUUGAAGACCAUCCAUCUUGAGAACAAUCAGCUGUCUGGUGAGCUGCCAUCCUCUUUGGUGGACCUUCAGAGUCUAAAGGAACUGUAUGUGCAAAAUAAUAUGUUGUCUGGGAAAGUGCCAUCAGGUCUUCUCAAUGAGAACUUGGAUUUCAACUACUCAGGAAAUGAUAAUCUUCAUAAAGGGAGCACAGGAGGUAGACACAUUGGUAUUAUCAUUGGAUCCUCAGUUGGGGCUGUUGUUCUGCUUAUAGCUACCAUUGCAUCUUGCUUAUUUAUGCACAAAGGAAAGAAAAGAUACUAUGAACAGGACCAGCUUGGACAUGGACUACCUGCUCAAAGGAUAGUUUCUUCCUUGAAUGAUGCUGCCGCAGAAGCUGCAAAUUGCUUUAGUUUAUCUGAAAUUGAAGAUGCUACAAGGAAAUUUGAGAAGAAAAUUGGUUCUGGGGGUUUUGGAGUGGUAUAUUAUGGAAAAAUGAAAGAUGGAAAAGAAAUUGCAGUCAAAGUACUAAUCAAUAACUCCUAUCAGGGGAAUAGAGAAUUUUCAAAUGAGGUGACCCUUCUUUCAAGAAUCCAUCACAGAAACCUGGUACAGUUUCUUGGGUAUUGCCAAGAAGAAGGCAGAAGUAUGCUUGUUUAUGAGUUCAUGCAUAAUGGAACUCUGAAGGAACAUCUUUAUGGCCCCUUGACACGUGAGCGAGGUAUCAGUUGGAUCAAGCGCCUUGAGAUCGCUGAAGAUGCUGCUAAAGGAAUUGAGUACCUUCAUACAGGAUGUGUUCCAUCCAUCAUUCAUCGGGAUUUGAAAAGUAGCAAUAUUCUUCUUGACAAAUACAUGAAAGCAAAGGUUUCAGAUUUUGGUCUUUCAAAGCUAGCAGUAGAUGGAUCAUCCCAUGUAUCGAGUGUGGUUCGUGGCACUGUGGGGUAUCUGGAUCCUGAGUAUUAUAUUUCCCAGCAGUUAACGGACAAGAGUGAUGUUUAUAGUUUUGGCGUCAUCCUUCUUGAGCUGAUAUCUGGUCAAGAAGCAAUAUCUAAUGAAAGCUUUGGUGUUAACUGCCGUAACAUAGUCCAAUGGGCAAAGUUACACAUUGAAAGUGGGGAUAUUCAAGGUAUCAUUGAUCCUUCAUUACGUGAUGAAUAUGACAUCCAAUCAAUGUGGAAGAUAGCUGAGAAAGCUUUGAUGUGUGUCCAACCCCAUGGGAGUAUGAGGCCACCAAUCUCAGAAGUGAUAAAAGAAAUCCAAGAGGCAAUCUCAAUUGAGAGGGGAGCAGAAGCAGCAAGAGAAGGCAACUCAGAUGCAUCAAGGAAUUCUAUUCAUUCUUCCAUCAACAUGGGCAUUGAUGUGGGUCCAACUGAGAAUUACUUGUCAUUUGAUGAGUCUAUUGCAAGGCCAACUCCGCGAUAGUUCUUGUUUUUGCUACAUGGUAUGACUUAUGAGAGCUCCCAACUUCGUCUUAGUAUUCUUUUUUACAUGGUUGGGGGACUCCACAUUAUGGUGCCAAUUGUAGAUUAUAGAACCCGACAAGACGGUAACCACAAAUAUUCAUAGUUAUGAACUCGUAAGCUAUUUGCACAUGGGAUGGCAUAUUGGUUUAGCGUGUUUUAUUCUUUUUGUCGUUCGGUUAAUGAAGCUUUAUUUUUGAGAA
This is a messenger RNA of Vitis riparia (riverbank grape), 3193 nucleotides long. Its product is annotated as probable LRR receptor-like serine/threonine-protein kinase At1g67720. NCBI's taxonomy places the organism in Eukaryota, Viridiplantae, Streptophyta, Magnoliopsida, Vitales, Vitaceae. Bases 178 to 2952 code for a protein of 924 amino acids. Gene Ontology annotation, biological process: protein phosphorylation. The transcript has 16 exons. Gene Ontology annotation, molecular function: ATP binding; protein binding; protein kinase activity. The record is from RefSeq and is a predicted model, not a curated record.